AUGGCUGGCAUGGCCACGAUCGCCAUGGAGUGGCCCAAUGACCUGCUGAGCUGGGUGUUCCUAGCUUCACUAGCAGUCGUGCUCUUGCAGUUGCGGCAACAGAGCAAGCUCCCACUGCCGCCGGGCCCCCAGCCUCUCCCAAUCAUCGGCAACAUGAUGAUGAUGGGUCAGCUAACACACCGAGGCAUGGCGGUGCUGGCAGAGCGGUACGGCGGGCUGCUGCACCUGCGGCUCGGCCGGCGGCACGUGUUCGUGGUGUCCACAGCGGAGUACGCGCGCGAGGUGCUGCAGGCGCAGGACGUCGCCUUCGCGAACCGGCCGGCGACCACCGCGAUCGCGUACCUCAGCUACGGCAACGCCGACAUGGCGUUCGCGCACUACGGGCCCUUCUGGCGCCAGGCGCGCAAGCUCUCCGUCACGAAGCUCUUCAGCCGGCGGCGCGCCGAGACGUGGCUCGCCGUGCGCGACGACUGCAGCGGCGAGGCGGUCAACCUGGGCGAUCUGGUCUUCAGCCUGAGCACGAACGUCAUCUACCGCGCCGCGUUUGGCACCCGCGGGUGCGAGGGCCUGGGCGAGUACACCGGCUUCCUCAAAGAGUUCUCCCAGAACAUUAGCGCGUUCAACAUCGGCGACUUCAUGCCGUGGAUCGCCUGGAUCGACCCGAACCGCCGCCUUCGGGAGACACGCGACGGGCUAGACAAGUUCAUCGACAAGAUCAUCGACGACCACAUACAGAGAGGCAGGAGUUCCACGGACGCCCAAGCCGACAUAGUCGACGAAAUGCUCGCCUGUAUCCCUGGUGACGCCGUCGAUGACCGGCAUGGCUCCCUCCGCCUCACCCGCGGCAACAUCAAGGCAAUCAUCCUGGAUCUCAUGUUUGGUGGGACGGAGACGGUGGCGUCGUCCAUCGAGUGGGCGAUGAAAGAGCUGCUGCGGAACCCCGACGACCUACGGCGUCUGCAGCAGGAGCUCGCCGACGUGGUGGGCAUGGACCGGAACGUGACGGAGUCGGACCUCAGCGAGCUCCCCUUCCUGACGUGCGUCGUCAAGGAGACGCUCCGCAUGCACCCGCCGAUCCCGAUGCUCUACCACGCGACAGCCAAGGACUGCGUCGUCGGUGGCUACUCCGUGCCUCGGGGCUCCCAGGUGACGGUCAACGUCUGGGCCAUCGGCCGCGACCGCCGCACGUGGAAGGACCCCGACGUGUUCCGCCCGUCACGGUUCGCCGCGCAGGAUGGCAACGCCUCCGGGCUCGACCUCAACGGCAGCUGCUUCGAGUUCCUGCCCUUCGGCUCCGGCCGGCGGUCGUGCCCCGGGAUGGCGCUGGGCCUGCACGCGCUGGAGCUCGCCGUCGCGCAGCUCGCGCACGGCUUCCACUGGGCGCUGCCCAGCGGCAUGAAGCCGUCGGACAUCGACGUCGCUGAUGUAUUUGGGCUGUCGGCGCCGAGCGCCACACGGCUAUACGCCGUGCCUACACCCCGGCUCACCUGCCCGUUGUACUGA
Messenger RNA from Miscanthus lutarioriparius, 1503 nucleotides. NCBI's taxonomy places the organism in Eukaryota, Viridiplantae, Streptophyta, Magnoliopsida, Poales, Poaceae. The record is from the annotation of a GenBank genome assembly.